AUGCCCAUCCGACAGGAGGGCAAGUCUGUUGAAAGCCACAAACAGCAGCUGAUGCAGUGGAUCAGACAGCAGCCAGGAGGUCUGGAAGUGCUCCCCUAUCAAAAUGAAGAUGAAGAGCUCCAGGAUAGACUCAUUGAAUUGGCACAGGCUGACAAAGCCAGACAUGACAACUUGGACAUUGUCACCCAGUCAGCUUCACUCCCGCAGGCCAUCAUCAUCAGCAUGAGCAGGUCCAUCACACCCAUGUUGGAUGAGAUCAAAAAUACUCUGGUGCAAAUUCCAGGCAAGAUCAAUGAUAUUGCCAAGGCCUACAGCAUGGGAUCUCUUCAUGAGGAGGCAUUCAAGGCCAUGUACAACGUUUUGAAGGAAACCUCUACUGGUGCUGCUGCUGCCCCAUCAAUGCCUUCCACGUCCACUGCCAAAGAGGAGAUCAACCAGGAGCCCCCCGUGGCGCCCACCGCCACCCACACCUUCACCGACGCCAGGGAAGAGAAAGGUCCUUCCACGACCACCGCAGCGAAGGUCAAUGACGUGAGAAGCUACACAACGAGCCCAGGCGGUACACAGACCUUCUCCAACAGCACUACCAUAAGCAAUGUAAUCGAAGAGGAGAUAAACCAGGAGCCCCCCGUAGCGCCCACCGCCACCCACACCUUCACCGACGCCAGGGAAGAGGAAGGUCCUUCCACAACCACCGCAGAGAAGGUCAAUGACAUGAGAAGCUACACAACGAGCCCAGGCGGUACACAGACCUUCUCCGACGGCACUACCAUAAGCAAUGUAACCGAAGAGGAGUUCAACCAGGAGCCCCCCGUAGCGCCCACCGCCCCUGUCGCACCGCCUGCGACGAGGACGACGCUGGUACCCAAGUCCGCUGCAGCUGACUAUGUAGGGGAUUGGGCAAUCUCCAAAGACAUUGAGGACAUCGACAGCAUGAUCACAUAUAACAACUACAACGAGAGUUUGACAUUUAUCGGCGGAGCUAUGGUAGUGUCCUAUCUGAAGGCACUGUCCCAGUGGUUCGGAGUGUCUCAGCCUACUACGCGUGAUGCCGAGCCCAUGAAGAAGUUCCUCGACCAGGUGGUUGAGAAGACAGGCAGCGCCCACGAUCUACACGAAAGCGUCCUUGAUCCAUACACCAACAUCCUGCGUGACAGCUUCAACAUGGCUCACUCGACCGCGCUCGAGACCAUCACCUUCAACCGGACCAAGGUGUUUGAUUCCAACGCGCGUAUGACUGCAACGCAGAUCAGCCAGCACUUGAGGCAGCUUCUCGGGGCCAGCUGCCAGAGCGAUCCUGAGGCUGCCUCCAAGCUCGCCAAGACGAUCACUGAUCAAUUCUCAGCCCCGCCUGACCAUUACAAGACUGAAAACGUGGAGCGUCAACAGCGAUGCCAAUGUGCCGGAGGUGUUUAA
This is a messenger RNA of Acanthamoeba castellanii str. Neff, 1416 nucleotides long. RefSeq lists its product as uncharacterized. The record is from RefSeq and is a predicted model, not a curated record. Lineage: Eukaryota; Discosea; Longamoebia; Acanthamoebidae. The coding region runs from base 1 to 1416 and encodes 471 amino acids. The transcript has a single exon.